AUGAAGACUAACCUUGCAACCUAUAUUGACAAAGAAGGAAACAAUAUGCUUCACUUGGCUGCAGAAUUGCCUUCUCCAAAUCGACUGAAUAUCGUAUCUGGAGCAGCUCUUCAAAUGCAACGAGAGAUGCUGUGGUUUCAGGAGAUAAAAAAGAUCAUGCCGAACUCCUACGUGAUUGAGACGAAUAAAAAAGGACAAACACCUAAGGAGAUAUUUAUGAAAAGCCACGAAGACCUGCAGAAGAAAGGUGAAAAGUGGAUGAAGGGCACAGCAAACUAUUGCAUGCUCGUGGCAGCACUGAUUGCCACUGUGGUAUUUCCAGCUGCCUUUACAGUACCGGGUGGCAACAAUCAAGAUACAGGCAUUCCAAUCUUUCUGGAAACCAAUUGGUUUAGGAUAUUUUUCAUAUCAGAUGCAGUAGCAAUGCUAUUCUCUUCGUCUUCUGUUUUAGUUUUCCUGUCAGUUCUUACGUCACGCUACACAGAAAAGGAUUUCAUCAAAACAUUACCUCAGAGGUUGGCGUUGGGACUAGGUACGCUCUUAAUAUCAAUAGUGGCCAUGCUUCUAGCCUUUACCGCAGCCAGUUUUUUGGUGUUUCAAUGCAAAACACCAAGUGUUCCGAUCGGUAUAAUUGUCGCGGCGCCGGUUAUCCCAAUUAGUUUGUUUGUUAUGCUGCAUUAUGCUCUUUGGUUUGAUAUUUUCCGAUCAGCAUUUAUUUCUAAUCUUCUUUUCCGGUCACAGCAUAAGCUUUUUGAAGCUAGGAAAGAAUGGCAAUCUCCAGUCUGCAUGCAAUUACGUUUCGGUACAAAAUUUAAGCAAAUGAUCAGGCCUUCAGUUUGA
This is a messenger RNA of Juglans regia (Persian walnut), 840 nucleotides long. Its product is annotated as ankyrin repeat-containing protein ITN1-like. Bases 1 to 840 code for a protein of 279 amino acids. NCBI's taxonomy places the organism in Eukaryota, Viridiplantae, Streptophyta, Magnoliopsida, Fagales, Juglandaceae. The record is from RefSeq and is a predicted model, not a curated record. The transcript has 2 exons.